AUGGAAACUGUUCUUGUCGUCGGAGCCACAGGCAAUGUCGGAGUAUCCGUGAUCAUUGCCGCAUUGCGGAGCAAGCGUAACGUGCUUGCUGUUGUGCGAAAUCAGCUUUCUGCAGACAAGAUUUAUCAACAUACUGGGAUGAAAGAUGGCAUCACCGUGGUGGAAGCCGACGUGACAAGCGAACAUGGUGUUCAGGAAGUCGUUGACCGAGUCAAAGCUGGGCAAUUGCCCGCUUUUCAGCACGUUUACUCAACUGUUGGAAUCUACAAUCCGAAAACCCCAAUGCAGAACAUCGAUCCCAGCUACUUCCGUCAAACCAUGAACAUCAACUUGGAGGCUAAUUUCUUUGCGUAUCGUGCCACCAUUCCUUACUUGAUCGAACAAGGCAACCCCCAUGCCACCUGGACUCUCAUAACGGGCGGAGCAGGUGAAGCAGGCUCUGCCGGAGUCACUGCUAUUUCGCAGGGGGCAUUGUUCUCUAUGGCUAACGCUGCCUGCCUUGAGAAUGCCACCACAAACAUUCGUUUCAACGAAGUUUAUCUCUGCUAUCGCGUCGACUUCGAUACAGUAUGCGAGCGCCUAGGAGGCAAUCGGAUCAAGUCGUCCGAUUUCGCUAGAGUUUAUGAAGGAAUCCUCGCGAAUAAGGACAUCAGUGGUUGCCGGGUCAGUGUAUAUGGGCCCCAAGAUCUCGACAAUCUCAAGUAUGAGAAGAAACCAGUCGGCCUAGCGAGUCUGAGGGCUCGUGCUUAG
Rhinocladiella mackenziei CBS 650.93 is the source of this 750-nucleotide messenger RNA. RefSeq lists its product as uncharacterized. Bases 1 to 750 code for a protein of 249 amino acids. The record is from RefSeq and is a predicted model, not a curated record. The transcript is spliced from 3 exons. NCBI's taxonomy places the organism in Eukaryota, Fungi, Ascomycota, Eurotiomycetes, Chaetothyriales, Herpotrichiellaceae.